AUGUAAUUAAUAGCUGUGUUAAUUGCUGCAUACAACCCUGUUGAAAAGAAAGUUAUUAUACUAACUCGAUAUUAUGAAUUGAAUUCAGUAGGAAUAUUCUAUAGAAAUACUGUGAAGGAUUCCAUGAAGUUUGUGUGUAGAGAAUCAGUGAUUGGAUUAGACAAAGGAACCAGACAUUCAGUGAUGCAUGAGGAUAAAUAUUGCCACAUAUAGAUGGGUUACGGAAGCGAUAAAGUAGGAGCAUAUGCAUUUUGUGAUCAAGAUUAUCCAAAAAGAAUAGCAUUUGCAUUUUUAAAUGCUGUUUUACAAGCAUUUUAGAAGAAAGUAGGAGAUGAUUGGAAAAAGUACAAAGAAGAUGAAAGCAUAGAAGUUCCAGAAAUUAAGCAAUUAUUCUAAGAGUAUUAAGAUCCAAAGAAUGUUGAUAAAGUGCUACUUGCAUAAACCAAAGUGGAUGAAACCAAUAUCAUUUUACAUGAGAACAUAAAAAAACUAUUGGAAAGAUAGGGUGAUUUAGAUUAAUUAGUUGCUAAGAGUAAUGAUUUAUCCGCUGGUGCUAAAAUGUUCUAUAAAUAAUCUAAGGAUAUGAAUAAAAAGAGUUGUUGUGAAAUUUUUUGAAUUUUUCAUAUAUUGAAAAGAGAUAUAUAUAUUUAAAGA
Molecule: messenger RNA, 654 nt
Organism: Paramecium tetraurelia
Lineage: Eukaryota; Ciliophora; Oligohymenophorea; Peniculida; Parameciidae
Exons: 3
Biological process (GO): endoplasmic reticulum to Golgi vesicle-mediated transport
Cellular component (GO): Golgi apparatus
Molecular function (GO): SNAP receptor activity
Source: RefSeq, a predicted model, not a curated record